Molecule: messenger RNA, 1566 nt
Organism: Manacus vitellinus (golden-collared manakin)
Lineage: Eukaryota; Metazoa; Chordata; Aves; Passeriformes; Pipridae
Source: RefSeq, a predicted model, not a curated record
AUGACCCGAGGAGGGAAGGACCGCGCACAGGGCCGACCAGAGGCCCUGCCCGGACACCGCCCGCUCUCCAGUGCCCGAGGAGGGGCGGGGGAAGCGCUGGGCCCGCCAUCCCCCCGCGGGGCCCACCACCCCCCGCGGGCCCGGCUGGGGCGCGACCAGCGGCACCGCCACCAACCACCACCCUCCACCCUCCCCCAUUAUCCUCCCCUCCUGCCCUUCUCCCUGGCCUGGGUCCCGGGCGGGCCGUGGCGGCCAAACCCGGAGUGCAGACCCCCCGUGUCCGCACCCCGGCCGUACCUGCGCGCCCGCCGCGCGCCGCCUCGCCCCCUCACCGCCGGCCGCCGCAGCGCGAGCACCCGCCCCGCCCCUCCGCCGCACGGAAGACAGCUCCCAUUGGCUGCCGGCGCUGUCGCUCCGCGAAGCCCCGCCCGCCGCCGCCGGGGCGGGCCCGCCCGCCGGCUGAUGCAAUGGCGGGAACGCGGCGAGGGGCCAGGGCUGGUGCUGGCACUGUCCCCGUCCCCGUGGGCGCCCGGAGCCACACCCUGGGCUGUGCGGCUCCUCUUCACGCCGAGCAGGCAGCAAUCCUGCCAUGUGUCACCGCCCGGCGCAGAGGCUGCGGGGAUGGCUGCGCUGGCUCGGAGCGUCCUGGUGACGGGGUCCAACCGGGGCAUCGGGCUCGAGCUCGUGCGGCAACUCGCUGCCAGCCCCUGGCCCCCCCAGCACAUCUUUGCCACCUGCCGCGACCCCGAGGGUCCGAGAGGGAAGGCCCUGAAAGAAUUAGCUGCCCAGCAUGCCAGUAUCAAACUGGUCCAGCUAGACACAGUGAACCUGCCCAGCAUCCGAGGGGCCGUGGGGGCUGUGGGGUCUCAUCUGAAGGACCAGGGCUUGAACCUGCUCAUCAACAAUGCAGGUGUCAGCUCACACGCCACGCUGCGCUCCGUGGAUCCCCAGGAGAUGCUCGCCGUGUUUGCCACCAACGUGGUUGGGCCACUGCAGGUUACCAAGGAAUUCCUGCCACUCCUGGAGCAGGCGGCGAAGGGCGCAGGGAAGGAGGGGCUGAGCUGCGGCAGGGCCGCGGCCAUCAACAUCUCCACCAAACUGGCAUCCCUCGGGCUGUGCCUCGGGGUGCCGGAGGCCCCCAUGUACCCGUACCGUGCCAGCAAGGCUGCCCAGAACAUGGUGACAAGGUGCUUGGCUGCAGAGCUCCAGGACAAGGGGAUCCUGUGUGUGGCCAUCCAUCCUGGCUGGGUGAAGACUGACAUGGGGACGGAGAAGGCACCGCUGACGGUGGAGCAGAGCGUGCGGGGCAUCCUGACCGUGCUGGCCAGCCUCUCGCAGGACGCCUCCGGAGCCUUCCUGGACUGGGAAGGAAACUGCCUGCCCUGGUGAUGGACAGAUGGGUGGUUUCUCUUGCCCACACAGCAGCCUCGCACUUGCUGACUUACCCCUCUGAGUGGUCACCCUGCUUGCCCUCAGCCCACUCUGGGCUGUCAGGGAGAGGGGAAGGGACUGGGAAGCAAGUUCUCUCCCCUUCCCCAUCCUCUGCAUGACCCUGUAGUCUCUCUG